AUGGAAGUGACGUCGUUUUACAUACCAAACUACCCACGAGCAAAUAAUGUGAAGUUCAUAACGGUUAUGAUCUAUCGCAUGUAUCCGGAGUAUACGAUCGAAUUUCGCGAGGUUAUGCUGCAUGCUAGACCCCGUCCAGCAGAACAAUCGCGGACCUCAACUUCUACAGAACCCAGUGCUGCUAAACCACAUGCAGAACACCCUCAAUCUUCAACGUCUACCACUUUAACUACUGCUGAAUCGCAGAAGGAGCAGACGCAAGCUCCAAAGGGUACUUCGCCCGAGCAGGCCAAGGAACGGGAGAGUGAGCAUAGGGAUGAUGGUCACUUUGAGCACAUGGAGCCGGCUACGUAG
Messenger RNA from Strongylus vulgaris, 354 nucleotides. The record is from the annotation of a GenBank genome assembly. Lineage: Eukaryota; Metazoa; Nematoda; Chromadorea; Rhabditida; Strongylidae.